Parnassius apollo (apollo) is the source of this 1128-nucleotide messenger RNA. Lineage: Eukaryota; Metazoa; Arthropoda; Insecta; Lepidoptera; Papilionidae. The record is from the annotation of a GenBank genome assembly.
AUGAAAGAAGGAGAUGUGGAUAAAAGGGGCUUGAAUCCAAAUCCCAAGAAAAUUAACAAUGAAAAUGUAGUAGAGCAUGUCGAAUCAUUUCAUCCUACGAUAUCGCAUUAUAGACGUGAGCAUGCUCCCAAUGUAAGGUACUUGUCUUCAGAUAUUACAGUGCGAGCAAUGUAUAGUGAUUAUUGUGAGACCCACUGCACUGACCAGGAGAAACUGAUCUCAUACGAAUACUACCGUAAGAUCGUCAAAGAUCGCAAUAUAUCUUUUGCUAAAUUAGGUCACGAGGAAUGUGAAUUAUGUCAAAAAUUCUUGAUUCAUAAUCCUAGAACUGAUCUACGUCACCGAAAUUGUGAGGAAUGUAAAAAUUAUGAGAUUCACCACGAAAAGUACAUUUUGGCUCGAGCCGAGUACCAGCGUAAUGUUGACGUACAAAAUAAUAUGAAAGCUGGGGCUCCUCCUCGUCCCAUUAAAAUGGCAAUGAAGUCUAAGAAUGAUGCUAUUGAGAUACUUCGUAACAAAACUAAACUGGAUAAACCGUCAAUUAUUAAAUCAGACCAAACUACCAUGCAACGCGAGUACUUAAAAUACCUCCGUGAUGAAUUAGAGAAACGUACUAAUAAUGGAGAACAAGGCUUGACUAUCAAGCAGCAAAUCACCUCUAAAGUUAGUACACCAAAAAUUUUACGGAACAGUAAUGGGCAAUCUGUGACACGUUCUAAAGACAUAGCGGAAGUAUUUGCAGAACAUUUUUCUAAUGUAUUUGAAAGAGAACCACUAGAAGAACUUCCUGCGCUUGACCCAAACCUAAGAGCAACUGAAGUUAUAGAGGCCAUCAUGUUCACAGAAUCCAAAGUACAAGCUGCUAUCAAAGAAAUGAAUAUAGACUCUUCACCUGGCCCCGACGAAAUACCCGUACAUGUUUUAAAGAACUGCGGAAUUGAUAGUUACCUAGCAUCAGUAAUACAAAAAUCAUACGACAAAGGAGUUUUGCCCUAUUUAUGGAAAACGGCUUUAGUGACUCCUGUUUACAAAAAGGGAAACAAAUUAGAUCCUGCAAAUUAUAGACCGAUAAGCUUAACUAGUGUGGUGUGCAAAGUCAUGGAAAAGAUAAUAGUUAACCCUUUAUAA